AUGUGUAGGUAAACAGAGAAAGAGAGAGAGGAGAGCAGGCAGACAGACCAGACAAGAUUGAGCAUGCAUGCGGGAGCCGAGCUCAAAGUUUCUUUUUUUUUCUGACUUUCCUCCCAUCCUGUGAAAUGUGACUCGCAAGCUAAGCAUGAACAUUUUCUGGGGCUGAUUUGUUUAAUUUAAGAUUUUAAGUUCUCGCUCAGACAAAUCGCUCGGUGCGCAAUGAGCGCGUCUGCAGGAACGGGAGUGUUCCUGCUCUCCCUGAUGUCUAUCCCCAUCUGCUAUUUAUUCAAUUCUCUCAUUUACAGCAACAGUGCUGAAGCUUUCUUCUUCGCUUGGUGCACAACAGUUCUUAUUCUGGCCAUUUCAGCUCGUUUUAUGCUUAAAAAGAAGGCUCCAGUAGAUCCACUUUUUUAUGUGUAUGCAGUGCAUGCAUUCCUCAGUGUGGUGAAUCUGAUCAUUGGACUGGAGCAAGACAACAUCAUUGAUGGAUUUGUGACAUUUUACCUCAAAGAGGCAGAUCCACAUGUCAACACAGCACAUGGGCACAUGAUAUCGUACUGGGAUGGCUGCGUGCACUAUCUCAUGUAUCUGCUUAUGAUUGCUGCAAUAACUUGGGGGGACAAUUACAGAGCUAUUGGACUCUACUGGGUGGGAUCUUUUCUCAUGCGUGCAAUGGUCUACAUUCUUGGGAAUGCUGUCGGAAAGUAUGGGACUCACGUUGGCCCUCUCUUCAUCCUCCAUUUGUUGUACAUCUCAGUGUCGGUGUGGGCUUGCUUCCGCAUCUUUUGUCAGCCUUCUGCACGGGACGUUGAGCUAUCAGACAUCGAGGAGGCUCACAGGGCAGGCUUGCUCCGCAGACCUGUGGACUUGGUAUUCAUCAUCUACCUCAUUCCAGCGCUGGCUUUCUGUGUGUUCAGAGGCCUGGUUGUUCUUGACUGUUCCAGCAAAUGGUGCCAAGACUACACACAGCAGUAUGAGCCAUACCUCAAAGACCCUUCAGCCUACCCUAAAGUACAGAUGCUGGUGAGCAUGCUGUAUUCUGGGCCCUACUACAUCAUUACUCUGUAUGGGCUGUUGGUCCCAGGAUGUGACUGGAUGCCAGACCUGACUCUUGUACACUCAGGAGCAUUGGCACAGGCCCAGUUCUCCCACAUCGGUGCAUCUCUUCACACACGGACACCGUUUUCAUACAGAGUACCUGUGGACAGCCAGCCUGUCUUCUUGCUGGUCAAUGUGCUGUACAUGCUGGUGCCUCAGGCUCUGUGCUACCGCUGCUGCACACAGCCCGCCUUCUUCCUCAGGACAGCGCCAGAGAAGAAAAAUGAAUGACAGACUGUCGGGGGGACAGAGAGAGUGCUACAGAUGCCAAAGAUGCCUAAAAUAAAGGCCCGAAGAACUCGCAAAUUCCUGCUGUGUUUGCAGUUAUUAGCGGUUGCUAUUUUAGAGAGGAAACUGCCACCUGUAAACUUCAUGGGGUUAUGUGGAGGUGCUAGAAAUGGACAAAAAUGGAAAUUGUGCCAUCUACUGUUUUUGAUCUGCCGCUUUUUAUUGAAAAUCUCUGUGUGUAAAGCAGCAGCAUCCACAUAAGGCACACACAAUGUUACACUGCAGGCAAUGGUGUGUUAGAGUUGUGUAACAGAUUGAUAUGACUCACAAUAGUCAUUGUUUGGUAUAAAAACAAAACUGUCGUUUGUCGCUGAGAUUUCUGCACAGUGCCUACUUGGCAAAUAAAUUAAUGUGUCUGUGCCUUUCACAGUAUUUAUUAGCUAAUAGCAAUUUUUUUAAAUUUCUUUUAACUUUUUGUUUUUUUUAUUCAGUGUGGUUUCAGUCAGUUUGCAGAGUGGGUUCCCUUGAUUCAGUUUAGUUUUAAUUGUCUGAAAAUGAUUAGUUUAAGUUUGGUUUUUAGUAGUUUCCUUGUUAGUCUGAGUUUCCUCAAUUACAUUUUAAUUAUUAUUGUAUGCCAGGGGCAAAAUUUAGGAAAAUCCUUACAGCUAAUGCAAUGAAAUCUGUAACAAACUAACAAAUACUAAACUUAAGGAUAUUUUCUAUUAAUUUUUUUCUUUUCCAAGUUCACAAAAUCAUUUAAUUUCAUUUUUUUGGUCUAGUUUUUAUUUUUAUUUUGUUAACUAAAAUGGGGUUUGUUUGUUGUUGUUGUUUUUAACAUCUAGUUCUAAUUCACAAGCACUGUCUCCCUGCAUUAAACAGUUACAUCUUUAUAUCUGACACCACCACCAUCCCACUUUUAGGCGCUCUCUAGCCCUCAUACAAUCCUGCUUUCAUCUUAAUGGGAUUAAUUGUGAUGAAGAAAAGCAUAGCACUGAAAUGAAAUAAUAGUUAUGGAAAAAAUAAUAGAAAUCUAAUCCUGCCCUUGUACUGCCAUUGCACCGCCUCUUUAUUUCAUCCUUUGCGUCUUUUAUAAUCCUCUUGUGUGCUACAUGCUGUGUUAUUAUAUUUGGCCUGUAUUUUGUUAUUUGUUAAUCAAGAUGCUCUAUAAAAUGAUCUCUGAUGAUAGUUAAUAAAGUUGUAGACAGACUUAAAAAUAGAUUAUACUGAAUAGAGAGCAGACCUUUUAUUCCCUUUUAAAAAUCAAAGUAUUUAGUUUAAACCAGAGGGGAGUUUUGUUUUCAGUAUUAAGUAAGAAGGUGGAGAAGUUGUGAGUGGAGAAAGUGGGGUUAGCCCCCAGUUCCCCAGUUCCACAGGAUAGCCAUAGCACCAUGGUUUAGUCUUAGACCAAAACCUCAUUUAAGGAUUUAGGAAAACAAAAGAGCAAAAGCUAAUUUAGCUUUUUCUAAGGUGGUAGAGGAGAGAUGAAGACUCAGUUGGUAAUAGAUGUGUAGCACAGUUAAGCUUAGAUAACUGACCGAGGGGUUUUCUGUGAACAAGGCAGAAUUUAUACCUAUGGUAUGGGUGCUGCAGUAGGUGGAGGAGGUCAGAUUGUGGAAAUUGCACAUGUGAAGAAAUGGAAACUGUUAAGCAUGUUUUGAUGGACUGCUCCAGCUAUUUUAUUGAGACAAAUAUUAUAAACAUUAAGACUUUU
Haplochromis burtoni (Burton's mouthbrooder) is the source of this 3037-nucleotide messenger RNA. Its product is annotated as transmembrane 6 superfamily member 1. The record is from RefSeq and is a predicted model, not a curated record. Gene Ontology annotation, cellular component: lysosomal membrane. Bases 220 to 1329 code for a protein of 369 amino acids. The transcript has 10 exons. NCBI's taxonomy places the organism in Eukaryota, Metazoa, Chordata, Actinopteri, Cichliformes, Cichlidae.